Symbiodinium necroappetens is the source of this 2151-nucleotide messenger RNA. The record is from the annotation of a GenBank genome assembly. NCBI's taxonomy places the organism in Eukaryota, Dinophyceae, Suessiales, Symbiodiniaceae.
AUGGUCACGCCGCCCAGCGUGCAGUGGCUUCUUUGGGCCACGCUGGCCAGUGGCGAAGAGGCAUACUUGCGAGACUGCCACAGGCUCAUGGAAAGCCAGCUCAGAGAAAGCCACAUCCAGCCGGCCUGUCAUCAGAAGGUCGCAGGCAUCUACUGCUCCCGGCUGCUGGAGGUGGAGAGACCUCGACCGCUGGCUGGGAGCUGUCCACUGGAUCCAUUACGGAUGGCAUCACCGAACCAGGCAGUAGAGGGUGACGUCCCACCUACGGCUGGUAUGCAGCAGCGGAAUUUGCAAGAAGUCGCUUUCGGGGUGCUGGUCCUCGCCGCCUACGAAGCUCAGCUUGGGCUUGUCCAGCGACUUCUUACUUCCCUCUGGCGGAGAACUCAUACCUUCCUGGUCCACGUCGACCUGAAAUCGGAGCAACUGGAGCGGAAACUUCGAGAUUGGUCCGCUUCAGAUCCAAAGCUCGCCAACGUCCACGUGGAGCGUGCUGUGGGGGUCCGCCGCUCUGGGGCCUCCCUGUUGGCGGCCGAGCUCUAUGGGCUGAGGAGGUUGCUGAGCCUUUCCACGACCUGGCACUACUUCAUGACCCUGUCGGACAGUGAUCAGAUGGUCCGGCCGGCAGACUACUUGCAACGUGUCCUGGGCCUGCACUGGGGCAGAAGCUUUAUCAACACGGAGGUGCUCGACGUGAAGCCCAAAUCCGUUGCUGUCGAGUGUAGCGAGCGUGUUCAUGCAAUCCGGAUGGGUGGCCAUCAGGAUGGUAUCCCAAUUCGCCCGAACUUGACAUUGGCAAGCGGCUCGCAAUUUGUCGUGCUUUAUCGCGACUUCGCAGAGUUUGCUCUGGAUGGAUUAGGCGAGACUGGCGAAGAGGUUUUGAAGCUCGUCGCGGAUGGUCCGGACUACAUUGGCAGGAUCAAACAAAGCAGCCGGAGCUUGGCACGGGAGGUGCUCAAUGAAGUCCUCUUCUUCUCGUCACCAGACGAGACAUUCUUCCACACACUGGCGGUGAACAGCGUGUACUGCACGAGUCACUUGAGGUACAACUUCCACUUUCACGACACACAGGGCAACUUCUUGGACGAAUCGUCGCGUAGCUACACGGACUUUCCAACCGGAAGCCCGCCAGUGCUGACUUCCAGCUCGCUUCCACUGCUGCAGCAGGUGCGGGAACAGCACCCCAUCAUCUUUGCCAGGAAGUUCGAUGCCGCAAACGCAUCAAGCAUGAGCUUCUUAGAGGCGCACGUGGACCAGCUGUUGAAGCCCAGUACCACGACGUGGCAGCCGGCAUCAGGCAUCUAUGCACAUGCAUUCGGCUCGCUCCUUGGCGCAUGCGGCGAGGUUGAAGGUGUGCGUUACCUGAGCGAGGGAGGCAGCAUUGGUAUGCCGCAAAGGCUGUCGUUACGCGCGGUCGUGUCAAGGUCUUGUGUCCAGCGAGCCUCUGCAGCCUUGCGCGGGCAGGUCCCGGUUCAUGGCGAUGUGCUACUUUCGGAGCGAUUCGUGCAGCCCGUGGUUGGAGAUGUGACAAAUUCGGCCACGGCGCUGUCACCCCUACACUGGAUUCGAGUGGGCACUGGCUGGGAUCCUGCCCUGCUACGCUUCACUGGUGUCGCCGGCCUCAUGCCACUUUCACAGGCGAGUUCCAUGGGACUCUUUGCCGUGUCAUACUGGGAACGAUGCGCCGUGCAGCGGCGCUUGCGCUUGCGUUGCCGAAGCCCCGCUGGCAGCUCCACAGACACCGAGGAGGUGCUGCGUCCCUGGCAGCCCAUUUCGGUGACACGGCUGCCGCUCCCAGCAGGUGCGAUGGCUGGCUGGUGGUGCCGCCCUCGGCGUCGCUGGACAUCGAGCAACUUUCUUCAGCCCCACUGGCGGAAAUACCCACUGCUUCGAGCGACGACCGCCUUCACGUCCUGGCACAGUCUCGCUUCUAUCUCUUCGGCAAAGACGCCAUCCAUGUUGAGGUCCUUGAGGAGCUGUUCAGUGCUGACUUGCUUGUGUAGCCGAGACCUGUGGCCAGCUACUCGAGACUUUCUCGAGUCGCGAGCGAGGAAGCUCAUCAAGGAAAGGAGGACCCUGUGUAACAGCGAGAUGCCCCACGGCGACAACCUCGAGAUUCGGCUUGCUCUUCUCGAGUCCGUAGCCGGAGCGUAG